This is a messenger RNA of Scleropages formosus (Asian bonytongue), 1451 nucleotides long. It is a transcript of the gene ecscr, whose product is annotated as endothelial cell surface expressed chemotaxis and apoptosis regulator. The coding region runs from base 194 to 1030 and encodes 278 amino acids. NCBI's taxonomy places the organism in Eukaryota, Metazoa, Chordata, Actinopteri, Osteoglossiformes, Osteoglossidae. The transcript is spliced from 11 exons. The record is from RefSeq and is a predicted model, not a curated record.
CCGGGCAUCCACUUGGCACUCCCAGAUCAGGACCUCACGUCACAGUCGGACACUCAGACAAAGCCCAAAGUCACCCCAGCGUGUCAUCCGACACACACAGGGUAAAAACCCUGAUAGAUCUGCCGCCGGCACCCUCGCAAUCCCAUAGGACCAUAUUACCUCAACUACAACCUCGAGCAUCCUGGAUUUGAAGAUGGAUCGACUUCUGUGUUGCUCUCUGCUGCUCCUGAGUGGACUUCUAUACGAGGCCUCGGCAGAACAAAUGUAUGAUUCUACAUCAAAGGCAAACAAGGAAGCUGUCAGGUCUACCACAGACAUCAUGCUCACAUCCACCCCAAGAACUACAGCAAAAAGAGGGAAUGACAAUAAAGAAACUCCUAUAACCUUCUCCACCAGCAUGACAAGCAGCCCAACACAACGUACUGCAGGUAGCGUUCCUACAACUGCUUUCCACCAUUCGACAUCCUCUACCAAGGACAUCAGGAGCACAGCAACCACACCAGGAAAUAUCAGGGAUACAAAACCAACAUCACGAUGGACCAUAUCUACCAGUAGCAGGAGCAGUCAUCAGGCGACAACAUCUACCUCGAAAGCCACCACGUCUAGACCAGUGCUGACGGCGGUCACAGCUAAGUCCACAGCAUCAGUGACCUCACGUGGUACGACGUCUGGAACCGAGGGAGCGGCCACAACCUCUCCAGCACCGGGAAAGAGCUUGGUCAUGCUCGCAUUUGGGGUGAUGAGUUUCAUCCUCAUUCUCAUCGUCGUCAUGGUGGUUUUGGUGACGGCCGUGAACCUAAGAGGCCGAUGUAGCAGCGCUAAGGAAGACGGGAAAAAAAGUUGUGAUUCCAUAGUGUUGGAAAGCAACGUGACCAGUGGAGAGAAGGAAAGCAUCACCUUGGUGUCUAUGAAAACAAUCAACACUGACACAGAUACAGACUCACCUCAGAUCUCCUCCAUCCACAGCACCACACUGGACAAUGAAGACCAAGAACUGGGAAAGGAGCUACUGAACGUGAAGAUGGUGUAGUAAAGAUGGAUGGCAUCCAACAUGCAGGAGUAUUGGACUGUAACUGAGUUUUCUUACAGAUGUGAUACAGUUUUGUUGUUGUGCUUUAAAAUUUUGUUUUUUUGUGUGGGGCAUUCAUGUUUUGUAAACGAUGAAACUCAUUUCAUAAAAGUGUGUGUAUGUGUGUGUGAGAUUGCAACUGGAGUGAGAACGAAAUCAUUGGCCUGUUAAAAAAAUCUGCCAAAAACGUGUCUGGAUUUUUUCACUGCAAAGUUACUGUGUUACAAAGAGGUAAGAAGAAAUUGCACUGAGAUGAGCUCAGUUUUUGUCAGGUAUUACACUUACCAGUGAGCUCAGAGAUGAGAGGCACACAACCAGAGCAACAGAUUAUUAAAAUAGUCACUACCAAGAUAUACUUUUUAUUUACUAAACAGCUAAUUAG